AUGGAGAGUUCUGGACUGGAGCUUCUUCAAGACAUCCUUCUCAUUGGUGAUGCGAAAGUGGCUCGCGGAUUCAAUCAAAACCGUCUGCCGAGUCUUGUUACUGUCAAGAAAGAGGCAAAAGAGAAGGCUGCAGAGAUAUCUGGCGAAGAUUAUUCAGAAAAUUCACGUUUCGAAAAGAUUGGUAUUGACGUGCGGAGUAGCCUCGAGGUAGAUAGGAGAGAAGGGACAGACCGCGUGCCAGAUGGAGAGGUCGGGGCCUGGGGACGCUGCAACCUGGAAGCCCGUCUCCAGCGAUUUCAGAAGGUCGGUCGAUGGUGGGUGGCGAGGCAACUUUUAGUCAUUUAA
Molecule: messenger RNA, 345 nt
Organism: Paracoccidioides lutzii Pb01
Exons: 3
Coding region: 1-345 (114 amino acids)
Source: RefSeq, a predicted model, not a curated record